AUGGCUUCCCUCCCCGUCGACCAGAAGAAGAAGUGCGGUGUGCUUGGAGCCACUGGCUCUGUCGGCCAGAGAUUCAUCCUCCUCCUCGCAGACCAUCCUACCCUCAAACUGCACGCUGUCGGCGCCUCGUCUCGCUCCGCCGGCAAGCAAUAUAAAGAUGCGGCACGAUGGAAACAAGCAAGGCCGAUGUCAGAGGAGCUAGGCGCAUUGGUGGUGCGGGAUUGUCGAGCGGAGGAUUUCAAGGACUGCGAUCUUGUGUUUUCAGGCCUGGAUAGCGACGUUGCUGGUGAAGUUGAGAUGGCAUUUAUCAAAGCUGAGAUACCCGUCUUCUCCAACGCGAAGAACUAUCGUCGGGAUCCAAUGGUCCCCCUCGUCGUCCCCACGGUCAACAUCUCACAUCUGGACCUCAUCCCACACCAGAGGAAACAGUAUAAACUGAACAAGGGCUUCCUGGUGUGCAACUCAAACUGCGCAGUCAUUGGUGUCGUUAUCCCCUUCGCCGCCCUACAGGCUAAAUUUGGCCCCAUCGAAGAAGCAGAAGUGUUCACUGAACAGGCCAUCUCUGGCGCUGGAUACCCCGGUGUCCCCAGCAUGGAUAUCGUGGAUAACAUCGUCCCCUUCAUCCCCGGCGAGGAAGACAAGCUGGAGACGGAGGCACAGAAGAUCCUGGGAGCACUUAACGCCGACGCUACUGCGUUUGAGGACCAGACUCUUACCGUUGGAGCGACAUGUACUCGCGUGGGAGUUACGGAUGGACACAUGGCAUUUGUUUCACUACGGUUUAAGAACACUCCUGCUCCGAGUGCAGAGGAAGUUGUGCAGGCGCUGAGGGAGUAUAAGUCUGAGGCUCAGAAGCUGGGAUGUCCGUCUGCACCGCCAGAGGCGAUCAAAGUGUUCGAUGAGCCUGAUCGGCCACAGCCCCGACUCGAUCGCGAUAUCGCUGGCGGAUACACCGUGAGUGUCGGCCGUGUUCGCGAGGCGGCGAAGGGCAGCCAUUUCCACAUCCGAUUUGCUGCUCUCUCCCACAACACUAUCAUUGGAGCAGCCGGAUCCUCUAUACUCAACGCCGAAGCUGCCGUGAUCAAGGGAUUUAUAUAG
Messenger RNA from Arthroderma uncinatum, 1098 nucleotides. RefSeq names its product aspartate-semialdehyde dehydrogenase. Bases 1 to 1098 code for a protein of 365 amino acids. Gene Ontology annotation, biological process: L-threonine biosynthetic process. Gene Ontology annotation, molecular function: aspartate-semialdehyde dehydrogenase (NADP+) activity; protein dimerization activity; NADP binding. The record is from RefSeq and is a predicted model, not a curated record. The transcript is spliced from 3 exons. NCBI's taxonomy places the organism in Eukaryota, Fungi, Ascomycota, Eurotiomycetes, Onygenales, Arthrodermataceae.